AUGUCUGAGAAGCCAAUUGUGGGGUUUGUUGGCCUGGGAGCCAUGGGCUUCGGCAUGGCGGCCAACCUAGUCAAGCAAGGCUACCAGGUCAAGGGCUUUGACGUCUUCCCCAAGAGCGUCGAGCGCUUCCAACAACAGGGCGGCAUUGCUGCCACCUCGCUCGCCGACUCCGCCGCCAAUGCGGCCUUCCAUGUUCUGAUGGUCGCUUCAGCCGACCAGGCGCAGUCAGCACUGUUUGGUGAAGGCGACUCCAUCGUAAAGGCCCUGCCGCAGGGCGCUACCCUGCUUCUGUGCUCAACCGUGCCGUCUGCUUAUGCGCAGUCGGUCGAGAAGCAGCUGGCUGACAUUGGCCGCUCCGACAUCUUCUUCGUUGACGCCCCGGUAUCUGGCGGCGCCAAACGCGCGGCUGACGGCACCCUGACCAUCAUGGUCGGCGCUUCGGAUGCUGCUACCGAGAAGGCCCGAUGGCUCUUGGAGGAGAUGUCGGAUCCAAAGGGUCUGUACAUUGUCCCCGGCGGCGUCGGCCAGGGCAGCAACAUGAAGAUGGUGCAUCAGGUGCUCGCUGCAAUCCAGAUUCUGCUUGCAAGCGAGGCCCACGGCUUUGCGGCGCGCUUGGGCCUCGACGCAAAAGAGGUCUACGAUGCCGUCUGCAAGAGUCCUGAAUGGUUCUGGAUGUAUGAGAACCGAGUUCCCAGGACGCUGGCUGAAGACUACACUCCUCCUGUCAGCGCCUUGACCAUCAUCCUUAAGGACGCUGGAAUCAUCACCUCUAUCGCCCGCCUCGUCAACUUCCCUACUCCUCUGUCCUCCGCCGCCGAACAGGUCUAUCUGAUCGGCCUGAACGAAGGCCGCGGAUCCCUUGACGAUGCUGCCAUGGUCCGCACCUACUUCCCCGAUCCCGUCAGCACCGUCAAGCCCGAGAGUAACGGCGCGUCGUCUCCGUCCAACUCCGAGAAGCUCGAUCUGGUCUUCAAGCUCCUGCGCGGCGUCCUUCUGCUCGCCGCUGCCGAAGCCAUCAGCUUUGCCCACUACCUCAAGCUCGACCUGCACCAGUUCUACGACCUCGCGUCCGGUGCGGCCGGCGCGAGUAUCGCCUUCCGCGAGCGUGGAGCCGAGAUGAUUGAAUUACUUACGGGCAAGAAGGUGGCCGGCGCCCGGGAGGGUCUGCAGCCGCUCGACGUUAAGCAGAUUCGGGAAGACCUGGCCGAGGCCAUUAAUGCUGGCAGGAAACUCUACUGCCCUGUCCCGCUGGCGGGCGCGGCGCUGAACCUUCUGGCGACAGCGCAGAGAGUCGCCGGUGAUCAGAAAGAGAAGUCCUACUUCGGACUGCUGCAGUGA
Molecule: messenger RNA, 1338 nt
Organism: Lasiodiplodia theobromae
Lineage: Eukaryota; Fungi; Ascomycota; Dothideomycetes; Botryosphaeriales; Botryosphaeriaceae
Product: 3-hydroxyisobutyrate dehydrogenase
Exons: 3
Coding region: 1-1338 (445 amino acids)
Molecular function (GO): oxidoreductase activity; NADP binding; NAD binding
Source: RefSeq, a predicted model, not a curated record